Molecule: messenger RNA, 786 nt
Organism: Dichomitus squalens LYAD-421 SS1
Lineage: Eukaryota; Fungi; Basidiomycota; Agaricomycetes; Polyporales; Polyporaceae
Exons: 4
Coding region: 1-786 (261 amino acids)
Source: RefSeq, a predicted model, not a curated record
AUGUUCAGAUCGCUCGCUGCGGUGGGUUCUCCCCCCGCUAUGCCUCCGACGACCCCAGACGAUGCCACGAAGCAGGCGUUGCUUUCUGUCGUGCAGAUCUGGCUUGAUCGCCUCCAAGCCAUGGCGGUCAUCACCUCCUUCUUCGUUUCGAUAGACAGCCUGGUCUACUCAUUCCCUGCCCGUCCCGCCGAUCCAAACGAGUGGUCGUCGACAGACUUGCUGAUUUCAGCAAGCUUAGGCGGGGCGAUCAUCUUGCACGUCUGCGCAUCCAUCGUGGCUUACACGGCGUCCUUCGUCCUCAUACGCUACCAGCUCACUGAUGCAGAGAACCAAGAGCAUGAAGCUGAUCCCCCGUCUGCAACCCCAAUCGCGCAAUGGAAGGCCCCGUCAUCUGCUAACGCGCAGUCUCUCUCUACCGUAUCCGUGACCCCUGCCCGCGACCCGAUCUGGGACGCGUACAUCGACCUCCGUUCCCUCGUCACAGUACAACAAAUGCGCUUCUUCGGCCUCCUCGGCGUUCCCUGCCGUGCGGCCACGAGGAAGACCGGCGAGAAGCGCGAUCCGGAGGCAUCACCGACCGACAAGGCGGUCGCCACACUGCGGUCUAUGGUGGCUACGCUAUCGAAAUGCCACACCGUCGUCGCGGUUAUGACGCAGCUAGGGUUCACACUGGCGUUGCUGGGCAUAGUGGCGUACUUCUGGACGGGGCUUCCACGGGCGCUAGGCAUCUGGGCCUCGGCGCUUCUUGGCGGGUGUUUGAUCGGAAUGGGGGUCGCAUUCAUGUGA